AUGCCUGUCCAGAGCACACACCCGGCCGAGAACUUGUCUGAUUUGGUGGACGACGACGUGCGCGCAGUCCUGCUAAAAGCUCCGCCGGCUCUGCUUAUAGAAGACCCCGUCUACCACAACCGACUGACCGAAUUGCGCAACGACUACAGAUACGCCUACGUGGUCCAAUGGAUCUAUCUUUUGCGCCAUCUGGUGAAGAUCACAGAGAACUUCGAUGUGGAGACUUUUGAGGAGGAGCUGCUAGGCAUCGCGAGCCCCGUCUUUGUGAACGCGUUUAUCACCCGGAUGGUCCAGUAUCUGGCCAAUUUCAAGCUGGAGAAUUUUGAUUCGCAGGUCAACGACGCGCUGAACCAGGUUUCCGCACGCUACUACGAGGAGUACGACCCAGUAGAUUUUUUUGCGCUUGAUCUGAUCGGCAAAACCGAGCUUUUUUACAACCUGAUCCAGCUGGCCAACACCAAAAGCAUAGACAAUUUCCGCAAGAGUGUGGACCAGUAUGCCAAGCCGCAGCACGAUUUGCGGCUGGAGCCCGUGUACUCGUACACAGAGGACCGCGAGCUGAACGAGUGGUUUGUUCUGGAAGAUUCGCGUGUUUAUUAUCGCAAAACAGAGUAUCCGUUGAUGGAGGUGCCCAGGAAACGGGCGGACGCGAAGAAGACGAUUGGCAAUCCUGCUGAGACGUUUGCCGAGACUGAGCCGGUUCUGGUGGAGUGGCGGUGCGAGACGGCCGGGAUAUAUCAGUUUGAUCAGUACUUGAAGGAGCUGAAACAGAAAGGCGGCAAAAAGACGUCGUCGCACGAGUACAAGCUGUACGGGAGUCUGAAGGUGUUUGUGGAGCAGGUGGCCCAGCACGACCUGAAGAAAAGACGACAGGCGUUGCAACGGAGACGCGAAAUCCAGAUGCAGGCGCUGCUGGCCAACAGAAAACGCUCCUCGCGGCUGGAAGCCAAGGAGAGACAGAAACAGGAGGAGGACGAAAAGAAACGGGAGGAAGAGGAGCGGCUGCGGGCACAUGGUGCAGAGAUGCGGGCGCAGAAGCGCAUGAAGCUGAAAGAGGAGAUGUACCAGGCGUCCAGGACAGAGAGGCUGCAACGGAGACACCGGGAAACUGAGUCAUUAGAGCCGAAAGACGUGACUGAAGGUGAUACGAAACAGAGUGCUGAGCCGAGUGUGCACGAGGCGCAUGAUAACGCUAGUGACGAUACAAUAGAUGAGCAAUCGGAAGGCCAAGAGUCAGCCGCACAAUCGCCUAUUGUGGAAAGAGCCACCAUUGAAGCCCCCAGCAGUAUCGACGCGGCACAACAAAGAUAA
Messenger RNA from Ogataea angusta, 1311 nucleotides. RefSeq lists its product as uncharacterized. Lineage: Eukaryota; Fungi; Ascomycota; Pichiomycetes; Pichiales; Pichiaceae. The coding region runs from base 1 to 1311 and encodes 436 amino acids. The record is from RefSeq and is a predicted model, not a curated record. The transcript has a single exon.